GCAAAACUUUUGUUCGUAGCGUCUGUAGUAACGAAAAAUUCGGUUAACUCUUACAAUUGAACAAUUAAUAACAUAACCCAAAUUCGGCCGGCUUUUUUUGAGAUAAAAUGAUCGCAUCAAAAAAUUCGUGGACUGGAUAACUGAUAGAGAAAUUCUGAAGCAGUCUAUUGACAUUUGAUCAGGAGUUUCCGACCGAUAGAUCGCGCGCUUGUCUGUUCCUUCCUUCGUCGAAUUCUCCAAAAUAUCAGACGCUUUCUCUCAAUCAAUGGAGCGAUUUGGUGGAUCAUUGCCCGUUAAGGGUUACAGUGGUGAAAUGGCUGGGAAAAAACGAGUUCAAUUGCCAGCAGACCUCGGAAAAGGUAUAUUUUAACCUCUUGAAUUGUUUUAAAUGUACGCGCGAUGCUCAAGCGAAAUUUUUAUUUUAAAAGCAAAACUUUCUUUGAGAGUUUGAGUGUUGAAUAAAAUUAUUAUUGGAAGCUUACUCGCUGGUGUAAAUUAUCUAGACAAGGAAGCCUUUUCUUGAAUUUACUGAAUCUAAAAAUUUGUGUUUUGAGACUUAACCACAACAAUUCAAUGCCCAACAAUUAAGAUAUAUUAAUAGCCGUUUAAUUUUUAAUUAUUGAAAUCUGCAACAGUACAAGUUCCAUAUCUCCAGUGUCAGUUUUAAUUGCAAACACUGUCCAAGCUCUUCACUUUCAAUUGCUGUUUUAAAUUUAUCUUUGUAUUUCAGUGACUUUGCCCCAUCCCAGACACAAUGCAGACAUGAUAGACUCUCAUCUUUCUGGGGGCUGGCAGGAAACGAUAUUUUGUUGGUUUAUUAAUUGGUUUAAAAAUCCUGACAUUUUGUUGUCCAUAGGUUACAGUUCUUAUGACUCAAGUAACUUAUUUCACAGUACCCCAAAAACAAAGGUGAGUGUUUCAACGUGAUUUUUCGUUGUUGAUACAAAUGCUUGAAACCUUGGGGCUUCCUGCAGGGAUGGGAUAUGAUUUCUCCUAUGGUAAUUAAAGCUGUACAGUAGUAAAUUUUUCUUUGGUUUUUGUCUACCGUGCUUGCAUGCAGUUAGAUGUGAAUUCAUUACUAGGGUAAAUAAAACAAGUAUGGUUGCCAAAAAGAAGCAAAAUUAUAUUUUGUUUUUCAAGUUGAUAAUCUAUUUAAUUUAUUUUUCCAACAGCCAAUAGUUUCAUCCUUUUCAACAUCACCCAGUAGCUACAAACCUAGAACAAGCAACUCAAGCUAUCAGCCAGGCAUGAGUCCGUCCAGAGCAUCACGGAGUAAAUCUCCCCUGCGGAGUACAAGUCCUGUCCGCCGCUCUGUGAGUCCUGGCUUAAAUAGAACUACAAGUCCAAGGCUACACAACAGCUCCCUGUCUCCAACCAGUAAACAGGUUUGUACCGGUUAUAAAAGAAAAAGCUAUUAAAAUACAUGUAGAUGCAAAGUCAAGACUGGUUAGCUUCGAAAAUACCAUGCGAAGCCUCUGGAAAUUAUGUUUUGAUGUUAUUGUGAAGAAUAUUUUUGUGCCAAAUCUUUUGACUUGAGGAAAAGCAUUUUGUGGCAUAAUAGAACUUUUUGCUGUAUUAUGACCUCAUGAAAAUCAAGUGCCAUAUAAUUUCCUAAUUAUUUUUUGCAGUCCACCAGAGUGUCUGUAAAAAUGGUGACAGUACUUUUUUUUUUACUAAUACCAAAAUAAUAAUAAUAAUAUUAUUAUUAUUAUUAUCAUUAUUAUUAUUAUCAUUAUUAUUAUUAUUAUUAUUAUUAUUAUUAUUAUUAUUAUUGUGAUUUUGUUCUCAGCUCUCAGACGUUGACAGUGAUACCAUCCAAAGGCAAAGACGCGAACUCCAGUUACUCAUAGGAGAACUUAAAGAUAGAGACAGGUGAAAUAAAUGUAACUUUCUAUUUUAGGCAAAACUAGUCUGACAACUUUGAUGCUAAACAGUUGCAGGCCACAGUCAUACAGUAUUUGAACAUUUGUUUUUUGUUUUGUCCCUGUUUAGAGAACUGAAUGACAUGGUACAAGCUCAUCAGAAACAGAUAGUGGCUUGGGAAGAGGAUAGACAGAGGGUAAGUAAGCACUUGAAAGAGUUGGGGUUCAGUUUAUGGACAAACCUCAGAAAAAGGUCAAGUUUGAAAUCCUGUUUUCCUAGCCUGGUAAUCAGUACUUGUCCCUUGUGAUAGGAUGGGAUUAUUAGGCGAACAGAAUAAAAAUAAUCCCUUUUGUUACCCUCACCUUGUGCAUUACAUGUACAGGUAGCUUAAUUUCAUCAUGACCUUUUUCACUUUUUUACACAUAAUAUACCUGAUGGUGGAAAUGACUUGAAAGGAAAUAUAUGAAAUGAUUGAUAUUUUGAACUGCGAAGUUAUUUAAGAUCAAGUUUCAAGUUCGUUUUCAACUGCAUAGGUUGUUCUUUUAACUGCGAGGAUCAUUCCCACUUUCAUACAUUUAAUAUACACAGUUCAAAAUAUGAAUCAUUUCACAUAAUUUUUCUUUCAUGUCAUUUCCACCAUCAAGUAUAAUUUUAUUACAAACUCACAGUGGCCUGCUCUCCAGUUGCCUUGAUUGGCGUUACAAUGGAUAGAGCAUUGUGUGCAGUCAUUGCAAAGGUCAAUCGGUUCGAUUCCCGCUCAAGCCUGAUUUUUUUUUCCUUUCAUUUUUAAUGUCUUUCACCAUCGUUGUUGCUUAAGUUUCCUAAUCCUGAUAAUGGGGUUUUCCAGCUGUAAAAUGAAUGUUUGUUCUAAAAGAAGUCUUAUAGCUUUAGGUUGAUGUUUUUACUGUAAGAGGGAAUGCCAUGUCAGAUUUUUAGAGGGACAAUUGACUAAAGAUUAGAGGUGUUUGAAAGAAAUUCCACAGAAAAAAUUCCACAACAUGGUUGUGCUCAAAAUCGAAAAACCAAUGGGUUACACCAUCUUUAGGUUGACAACUUAUAUUCUUCCCCUUCUUGACACAGGUGUUUGCUCUUGAAAAACGGUCAGCCAGGCUAGAAAGUAAGUGAACACACUAUUUGGACAGGUCAUGUACAGCUUGAUCACAACAGUUGUAAUUAAUUGCAGUUGUAAUUGCAGUGUAAGCAAUUUGCAAAUGAAGCCGGUAGAAAAACAAUUUGUGGCUUUUGGGGGUUAAAUAUAGCAGCAUUAUUUCUAGGUCCUUCAUGCUACUGGACUAAGCCCUGCCGACAUGAACCUCAUUAGCUCCAAACGCUCCUGUUCAUUUUAUUUUCAAAUAAUAACAUACGCAAGUGUUUGAGUUGUUUACUGAAAUUGUUAAUUUUUAUGGCAGGUGAACUUAAAAAUAGAAAUGAACAAUUAAAGGGAUUGCAAGCAAGGUUUGAGAUUUUUUAUGCUAUUUCUAAAGAAUUAUUGGAUGGGGUUUAUGUGAUAUCCAGAAUAAUCAAGGCCAAACACUUACUUCAACCUUGAUUAUUCCAGAUGUCACAAAAACCGAAUCUAAUAAUAGUUAUUGUUUUGUACAUUUUUUUGAAGAAAAUAAGGUAACACAGCUUUAUAUGAAACACUGUUUGAAAUUUCUUUUGGAAAUCAUGCAUUGCCACGCAGCCUACAGAUUAGUCACUAAUCUGCUAGCAGAGAAUUAACUGAUCUGUAAGUUGCGUUGAUUUCCAAAGUUAUGACAGAUAGAUAGAAGACAGAUAGUGAGCACAGUGUACAAUAGAGAAACUUAUUGGUACAAAUUUAAAUUUUUUUUCUGACGUACAGUGUAGUGAUAAAAAUCUUAUGCAGUACAUUAUGUCAAAACAUGAAUUAAAGCUAUCAGAAGUACAUAUAGCAAGAUCACUUUUUUUGAGUGCUUGAAAAGUACAACUAUAAAUAGCAGUCGUAGGACUUUUCAAGCAUAAUAUUUGUUUUCUUUAUGGAAUUUUAAAGGCUCAAAGCUUCUGAAACUGAGGAAAAGAAUAAAGUCAAGGAACUUGAAGAUACACAGGUUUGAAAACAGCAUUAUGCUCACCUUAAAAGUUCUGUGAAUGGUGCACCAUACUCCUGGAAAGUUCAUUGCGGUUGUACAACAUGCUUCCUGAAAUUCUACCUUAUUUCAGACUAAAGAUCAACAUGUGAUUUUUCCACCUUCAUUAUCUGCAGUAAUUGUGUUGACUCAAUGAAGCAUAGUACCUAAUUUCAGUCACCACUCUCUGCUUCCAACCUUAAGCUGCAUUUCAGACCCAAACGGUUAACAUGUGAUGACCAAAUAAGAAAGUACAUUGUAGCUCCUCCUCACCCCUCUCUGUCUAGGGGGCCUAUGUUAUAUGUUUUGAUGAUUUGAGAUCGUAUAAAUUUGAACAACUUUCUAAUUAUGUGCUGGUUUGUUUGUUCAUGCAGCUACAACUACAGCAAGUUUCUGAACAUGCAAAUACGUCUCUUCAUCAAGUGCAAGAACUUGAAGUAAGUCAGUUGUCUGCCGCUCGUCAUUAUUAUUUAUUUCAUUUAUCUGCUUGCUUAUUCGCCUUUCAUCUUUCUAAUUGUUAGAAUGUUCACUUCUCAUUUUACAGGAAAAGAAUAGCGCUUUAACAUCAUCAAUGCGAGAGUUAUCAAAUACGAUAGGACAGCUUCAAGCUAGAGAACAGGAACUUUUAACAAAACUUAAACUUAAGGUAUGUUAGACAAGCCAGACAUCGCAAAGUGAAAUGCUAUCAUUUGCUAAGUUUGUCUUAAUUGACAAAUGGUCUACCUUUGACGUUUUUAAUUUUGCAUCGGUGAUGUAACGUUCUGCCGAAACUUCUUGUCUGGAGCCCUUUUCUGGAUGAUCCCUGUCCAAAAAGCUCUUUUAUGUAUGCCCUGUCAACAUUCAAUAUCCAGGAGUAAAUUAGAAAGCAAUACAAUGAAACUGUGAAGGACAAAAUGGACAUUUUUUUCUGAGUUAGGACCCAGUUAGGACCUGUUUACAUGAAGGUGGGGGACCCCAGGUAGGUGAGGUAACAUGUGGCAAGUUACCCCACCUAACAUGUAAACCUGACCACGUAAAAUGAGAGAUUAUAUGGAUAGGCAGGUUACCCCACCUAAGCGGGUUACCUCACCUACCUGGGGUCCCCCACCUCCAUGUAAACAGGCCCUUAAGGUUGAAUCAGUUUGAACUCGACCAACACUCUUGUCCAUCCCUGUCUUGAUGAAAACGCUGGCAAUAUGGGGACGAGUCCUGCUCCUUAAUUAACAACAGAGACCUUUCGUUAAAGAAAAACAUACGCUUAAAGGGGACUCGAGAUUUCAACUUUAAAUUUCGACUGUAAAAUUUUUUUGCUUUAACAGAGAACGACAAAGAAAGGUAUCAAAAUGUAACACGCGCGUGGGGGAAAAUAGGGAAAACACACUGGUUGGUUAAUUUAAAAUUAGUGUGGAUAUAUUCGAAGCAUACACGAAUACGGUAUAUUUGCCCAUUGUAAUUUUUUUAACGACGUUACUUGUUCAAUACUACCCCGGUUCCAGGGAAGCGAAGCGAAGCCACGGCGCUGAAAUCGAGCCGCGGGCGGGGAAGAAGAGAAAAACCUCGUUUUACUCUUCCUGGCCGCUUAGCGACUGGUUUUCGCCGCUUCGUGCGGCUUGUUCUCUCUGACGCGGAGAAAAAUUUCAAGAAAAACCUCUAGGACCAGGGUACUUAAAUACCAUGCAUGUACAAAGUAUGGUGCAUGUACUGGAGAUUGCUGCCAAUCUGUUCAUAAACUGAGACUGACACAAGUUUUGUUUUUGUUAGGAUAACGACAUUAUGGAAGCAAAUGUGAGCUUAGGAGAAUUACAGCAAAAGAUAAAAAGACUUGAAGGGUUAUGUCAGGUGAGGAUUAUUUCGUUAUUGUUGUUAUUUAUUUAAAAAGAAUGUAUUUAAUUAUAUCGCAAGCUAUUUAUUUAUUUACAAGGCUCUCAAAAUUGCAUGUAACGGUAGCGAUAUUGAGCAAGUCACUUCACAGAAUCUACUUGUGGAAACAUUAGACAGCCACCUAAAUUGAACUGAACAUAUUGAUGACCUGUGCAAGAAAGUGGCACAAAGGAUUGCUGUACUUAAAAAGAAUAAGCGUAAUUUGGGCCUCGCAGAGCGCACGCUGUUUUUUAAUGCUUUGAUUAAGCCCAUAAUGUUGUAUGGAUCUUGCGCAUGGACCACGGCGACGGAACAGAAUGUGAAACGCGUAUUUAAACUGCGGGCAGCUUGCGUAAUUUUAGAUGCAAAUAUAAGAGAUAGGAGUAAAGACCUUUUUAGACGGCUUGAUUGGCUGCCGUUUAAGGACGAAGUAAAUCUUCGAAAGUGUAGUUUAUUACAAUACCGUAUUUAUUCGAAUUAGCGCCCACCUCGAAUAAGCGCCCAUCCUAAAGGCAGAAAAAGUUAAUAAGCGCCCAGCCUCGAAUAAGCGGCCACACCCUCCUCCUCCCAAUCAAACUCAAAUAAGCGCUCACCCCCACGCCACCCACUUGAGUGAUUAAAUUCUAAUAAGAGACUUCCCCGAGGACGGAGUUUCCUCCAGAGUAUUUUACGGAAACCUUGCUUUGUUACUUCUUCGCGUUUUUUUAUUAACAUUUAUUGUUUUGUUGCAAAAUAAACAUACUUCACUUGCUGAAAAUGGUGAAAAUUUAAUAAGCUCCCAGCCUCGAAUAAGCGCCCACUCUCAAGGUCCAAAAAUUUAAUAAGCGCCCAGGGCGGUUAAUCGAAUAAAUACGGUAUUUAUGCGCAUAAGAAACGAAGAUGACUGCCCAGACUACAUAACGAAACUAUUACGUAGAAACUCAGAUGAUCUCAGGAGUGAUAGCAGAGCUAGCCGUUAUGGAAGGUUCAAUUUGGUAUGUCCAUUUUAUAAUAGGGAAACGGAAGGGGGGCGUACUUUUAAAGUUCGUGGAGCUAAGCUGUGGAAUAGGAUUCCUCUUGACAUGCGCAUGCGAAAGAAGGACACCGCUAGCGCGUUUAAGAAUGCUCUUAAAAAAUAUUUUUUAGCCGAUUUCUUAUGUGUAUAAUGUUUUCAUAUUUUUAAAUUCCAAUGUAAUGUACAUACCACUUUUUCUUAUCUUAUAGUAUUUUAAAUUCGCUGUGUUUAUCUUAGUAGUUUUUAAUAUUCGUAAUUUAAGACUGGGGCCACUAGUUCAUCAGUUUUUCUGUCAUCUGUCUGAUGUAUAUUGUCUAUUUAUCUUUUUAUUCUAAUGUACAUAUCACUCCUUCUUAUCUUGCAGUAUUUUAAAUUUUAAUUCUUUGUGUUUAUUUUAUUAGUUCGCCACUAGUUCAUGUGUUACCCUUAUUAAAUAAAGUUGUUACCUUCUUACCUUAACUUACUCCAUUUCACCGUGCAGGAACUAAGAAAAACUGAAAGUACACUUAGGGCAGAAAGAGACCAGUGGAGGGACCAGGCGACAGCGAACAAACAUGAAGUGGAAAAACUUAGAAGUACGAAAGUAGAAUACUUUAAACAUUUGAACAUUGAUGGAGUCUCUGUUGUUUGCAUAUGCGGUUUGCCAAUAAAUAACCAAAAUGCUGUUGAUCUGAACUGUGUUUACUGGUGAACAAAUGUAAAAUGUAAUCUUAAACAAACUUUACGUUUGUGUUGUUGUAGGUGACAUAAGUAAACAGUUUAGUGACGCAGAUGAAGUACAAGCUGAACUAUCCAAGGUGACAGUGUGAUUCUUUUUAGGUGAUUUGUCUUUGUAAAGCUGUCGUUGUUGGCGGGCGAAAGUUGUAUAUAAUUACUUUCGUAUUGCCGUGGCCGCCAGAAGAUUGGGAAGAACAGAAGUAGUGACCCUUGGGCCGGGCGUUGAGGCAAAGGGAGAAGACGGGAGAGAACCAAAGAAAACGCAAGCUAGAAUUUUAUUACUUGGCCAGAAAAUUUCAUUGCACUUUCUUUUUUAAAAAUGAAAGUAGAUUUCAAACUAAUGUUGGCCGGUAUAGUCAGCAUUUUUCUCACUUGGUACCUGCCUGUUACAUUCUUUGCGCUGUGAUAGGCUCUCUGGCUUGCUGAUUGUUGUGAAUGGUCAACUAUAAACGUUUUUUGUUCUCUAUCUCCCAGACUAAGCAAGAUGUUCUUGUGCUACAAAAGGAACUUUUCUUGUCAGGUGAGAAAGACCUUACUUAGUAUUGUGCUUCUCUAAAAACACUUUUUGAGUUAUUAAAAAAAGAUAAUUGUAUGAUAUCUUGUUUUAGUACUGAAUGUGCGUAUCUUUACCUCCUCGAGCGGCAACAUGCUGAACAUGAAGUUUCUCGGGCCUCUUGUUCCCAAUGGAAUCCCGAGAUCAAAACGCCUAGCGCCUGUUGUGUUUAUUUGAUUUAUUUGUUUUAGUCAUUUGCGCGGCCCCAUUAGCCUUUGCCUUAUUAUUACUACCAAAGAUUACGUAAAGGGAUUAUAUAUGUUUUUCGUUAUAUUUUUCUGUCAUCAGGAGAAAGAGAGAAAAGGAAAGACCAACUGCUUGAUUUACAAAAAUCAAAACAAGAGAGAACGGAUUCAGAACUUCAAAAUCUUCGUCAAGUAAGUAUAUGAAGGUCUAUCUGGCUAACCCUAACUCAAUCAGUACAGGUCAUUGACAUUAUGUCUCAUACACGAACUCUGUUAAAAUUUGGCUGGAAUUGUGGGUUUGUAAAAUACUGUACGGAGCCUGAUAAGUGCCAUCCAAAUUUAAAAUUUUUUUUUCAGUUUCUUUUUAUCUUUUUUCGCGAUGUUUCAGUUGGCAUAAAAUGUGUUCCUUCUUUGAAAAUUGACAUACUUUUAAACCUUUCCCUUUCUACACAAUUGUAUCCAGAAGUGAGAUUUUGUUUUCAGGGAUUUCCGCUGUAGUAGCGUGGUGAUUAUUUGCUCAGAAAAUAAAAAUGACAAGUCUCUAAAUUGUCUACAGUGUUGUUUAUUGUGCAUAAAGGCCACAGGAGCCCUUAUACGUGAUUCUGGGACUCAUGGUUUUGCAGCUGUGAGAGUCCUGUGACUCACUAUAGCUGUUUUAUAGAUAUAUCGCCAAAAAACACGCAAACGUCAUCUCAGAGCAGGGCACCUGUUACAGAAAUCCUGCAACGUCGGGAGGAGAACGUCCGAAAAAUCGACUCGAGAGUUUUUUGCUCGCGAUAUACAAGCCAGGACAUUUUUCUAGUUUAAGUAAUUCAUUACAAAUAGAACGAAACCUAAGGGAUUGCAUUUACUUAUUUUCUCUACAGAUCUGUGAACGACAACAACGCGACAUUUCCUACAAGCAGCUGCAGCUACAGAGCUCUCACGACAUGUUAUCUAAACAUGUUACAGAGGCUGAGUUAGUUCUUUUCUUUUUUUGCAGUUCUUUUUAGUUUCCUCUCAUUUGUAGUACAAACCGUGAACAAUUCUUGCUUCGCUCACCCGCUCAUAUAUUAUACUCAGGACUUAUAAGUACUUAGGACUUGGUGCAUUUUUUCCACCCCAAGUUCCGUAUGGAUUUGUUUACUAAUUUACAACUGUCGUUGAUACUUAUCUACCACAUACAGUAGUUAAUGAAAUCCUCAAUUACAACUCAUGCAGUUGAAAAGAAGAAAACUUUAAAAAUUAUGAGGUUUGUCCGAGUUGUUUUCUUUCCGGCCUGGAUAAGUUGACAAGAUUCACUGAAAAAAUGGUAAAACAUCACUUUUAUGUUUCAUUUGUAGUUCAUAAAUGUUAUAUAUGUACGCAUGGAUACGGGUCCGAUUCAUGUUCACAAUCCCAUGGAUUUACGACCAAAAUGAGACUUUUGAAGAUCCAAUUACCUUUCCCAAUACCGCAAAAUACAAGCACAGUAGUUCUAAUGGUAAUACAAGAACUAUAACUGUACAUACUAAAAUGGACUUGUUGUUGAUUCGUUAUCUUAUUCAUUCCAUUUGCAUGUUCUUCCAUGCAGUAAGAUGUCUGAACUAGAGUCUAUUCCCCCUGAUGAAGAGAAGAAACCCAUCAAUAGCUUUUACGACGCGACAAGUUUUCACCUUAACGGGGACUUAUUUGAAAAUCAGGUAAAAAGUCUUUCUUGGCAAUUUCUUUAUCUUUCCUGUUUAAAUUUUGGAUAUAAGGAUUUUAGGCCUUGACUAUAGAAAACGGUCAAAACCAUUUGAUCCACGUCGGAGAAGAUAACGGCAAAGAGGAACGCUUCAGUUUAGUCAUAGCGUGUAAACUGUGAACAAACCGAGCAGAUCGGCCGGGAUUCUUCCAACAAAAACUGCAGUAUCUUUGUUUUCGCCUUUGAAAUUUCCCAGGCUUUCCCGGAUGAAUUUUGUCCGGGAAGACAAAAGAUUGCAUCAGCUACGUAUUAUAGUUUGAAGCCUUCUCGUGUGAACGUUUCGCAAUGUUUUCAAAGGAAAUAGGGGUGAGAUAACGGGCCGAGGCUCGUUUCUCGAAAGUCUCGGUAACUUUUCUGGUUCGUAAUCAAAUAUUGAAAUUAAAAUUUAAAGAAUGAAAAAGCAGGUUUUCCCCAACAAACUAGUCCAUAACCGUAAUAAAAUAUAAGAAGUUGCCAAGCUUUUAACUCGUUCUUUCUUCAAAGUGCAAUUUUUAUUUCUGCCGCUUUUGAUCUUGGUAAACCACCGGUUUGGUGAUUAAAAGUUUUGUUUUCCCUCAGAACGAAAUGCCAAGCCGGUCAAUGGACUUUGAUGGUAUGUAUAAUUGUCAGUUGUUUCAGGUCAGACCAUAGAAAUUGAUUUUAAUACUCCACAGACUCAAAAGGUUUAAUGUAUGUCGUUUGAACGCUCCGAGAAAAGGGUUAUGUUUCAUCUUUUAAAUAUUUGAAAAGGUACAUCAUACAAUUUGUUUGAAUCUUGCCGUUUUCCUAGUUUCAUAUUUCUUCCCUUCUUUCUUCCUUUUUUUUUUUCUCAGCUCCUGUAGCUUCUAAAGGUGUCGACGAUGACCUAUCGGCUUACAUCCCUGGUAAGAUUAAAAAAGUUUAUAAAGGUUUUGUUAUGAAACCCGACUACAGUCGCAAACAUACUCACUUCUGAUCGUACAUUACCUUACAAAUCCCUCUACUUACGACUUCAUUUUAGGUGGUGGAGGAAUGUCCUCGCUUUCUAUGCACGCCACAGCCGGAAGUGACUUGGCUGACGAUUUCGACAAUCUAUCCCAAGAUCCAAUGCAACCCGCUGCGACAUCAGAGAGAGUUUUUGCAAGUUCUAAUACGGAAACGUUUUUGCCAUCAAGGUAAUUUGAAGCAAAAACCGUCCUGCUUAUGUUAGCCUCUCCCUUUUUUUACUAUUAACCGUUGUGACGGUUUUUUUUUCUUUCUUCCUUCAGAAAUCCUGCUUACUUCAGCACACCUAACACACGAACAGACAUGUACCCCCCGCUGAGUAACCUGUCAAUCACGAGCGCUAGACAGGACGAUCAUAGCAACUUUCAGCUUCCCGGCUUCUCGGCUGGUAGCUCUGUGACACCUUUAAGACCCAGCGACGCCUAUAUACCUUAUUCAGCUGGUGUGUCUGUGACAAAGACCUCGCCCUCUAAGGUAAGCUUGACACCUUAUGAACUCGAACAAGGGCUUUUCCUCAAUGGCUGACAGUGUAAUUUCCUCCGCAGAUUUUCUUUUGCCUUGUCACGCAUUCCUCCCAUAGUGCUUUAUUGUUGUGUGACGAAGCAAUUAGAAUAUUUACGUAGUUACUAGGUUGCUCAAAGAAUACCACAUGCACCAUUCAGAAAACGUUGCAACCAAUACCAAGCGAUAAAGCCUCAAAACGACUAUUUCUAGUUUUUGCUGAACCUUUAAAACACAUCUCCUAUCCUUACCCACCAGUUUUUACGUCUUUUUCUGCUAUGCGCGCACAACAUAAACGUUUUUUCUCAAAAAAAAUAUAUCAGGCUGAUAACUACUAACGUAAUAAUUUAUGUAACUGAUAGAGAUAGGCCAUGUAAUAUACUAACACAAGUUCACAUAACUUGCUUUACAAGACAGCAAGUUUGUGUUUGCAAGUUAGUGAACUGUUCUCAGUUUCUUUCUCUCUUUUCAUUGUUACCCCGUCCUCAGGCCGAUGGGGAUUCUUCACCGACCAGUAAACUUCAUCGGCUGCUGGCUGAAUCUCGACAAAUGGUUCAAAACCUCGAACAAUCUACUACAUUCUCUUUGAGCGGAAGUCCCAAGCAGGUUAGCUUUUUGAAAAAGUCUCCAAUGGACGUGUAUCUAACCUUUGCACUUUAACAAGCACUUUGUUACAAGUAACAUAGGUAUAAUACUAUCAUUGCAACCCAUACUACACUACAAUACAUAACCUUUUCCCGUUUGUUAAUCCCUCUUUUAAUACUCUAACUAACCAUUUCUUGUGGGUCAGCAAUAUUUUUUAAACGCUUAAGUUUUCACUCAGGUUUAGAGGAGAUUUUUUGCCUGUAGAGCUUACCUUGAUUUUUUUCCCGCACUUGUACUGUUUGGCCGUUUUUCCCGCCUUUUUCUAGUGGCGCCUAACUUAAAAAUUUAGGUCUUAGCAGCUGUUUAAUGUCGACUGUUUCCGUAAACUUUCCUUCAACAUUUGUCGAACUAAACAAGCAAUCAUUUAGAAUAGAUCGCUCAAGAUUGUUGAGACAGGUGUCAACAUCCGUCCAGCCUUAAGGAAUUUUGGAAAAAAGCCGAACCCCUUUAAGCAGGCCUUAAAUUUGUUCCAGUUGUAUGGCGUAAAUGAGUAAUCGUAGAGGUUUUUUAUAGUUAAUGAAUAACACGCCCUUUUUUUACGCGUCUAGGACUCAACGGUGCCCACAAGUGAGCAGUAUACACCACCGCAAAGGCACUUGGGAAGUCCGCUUCAUUCUCGCCCGAUACCGACCUCCGCUGAAUAAAACGUAAGCAGGCGGCUAUUUCUUUUUCUACGCCAACGAUGACAUUUUGGAACCGUAAUUGGUAUCAGAGGCUUUCUUAUCCAAAGAACAGUCUAUUGUUUUCCAGCCUAAUCUUAGAAUGCGUUACCUGUUAAUUAUCUGUUUUUCCUUCAUGAAACUGCCUCAUCAGACGACUUCAAGAAUUAAAGUCUGUAAAAUGAUCAGCGUGAUAAAUCUGUUUUUCGUGACUGUACACACAAACUCUUAGGCCUCAUUUACAUGGAGAAAACUUGUCCGGGAUCAGAGUAGGGUCACUUGCCUACCCAAGCUACCCUGGGGGGCGAGCCAACUUUUCAUACAUUUCCUUACAAAACGGGGCGAACCGUUAACAUUAUGGUAUGGUUACCCUCCUAGCCGGCUAGCCGGGCCUCUUUUUCUUCAUAUAAACACUUUGGCUCACACAGCCGGGGUAACUCGAUCAAAGCGAGACAAUCAAAGCAUGCGCGAGCACUGUUGCCUCGGGCAAAAGGAUGGCUAAAUUCGACUCGGCUGGGAGGGUAACCAUUCAACCCGGGGCCUAAGAUAAUCUAACCUUAUUUCUUCCGUUUGUGUUUAUGCAACUCUCUUAGGGACGGACCAUUAGAAAACUUAUGGGGGGGGGGGGGCGAGGUAAAAAAAAAAUUUUCGCGCAAGGGAAAAGAAAAGAAAAAAAAAUUCGGGCACCCAAAUUAACCCAAAAAAAAAUUCAUACUGUGGGCCAAAAAAAAAUUAAUAAAAAAAAUUUAAUAACAAAAAAAAAUACCACCUGCACAAAAACAAUUAACCCUAAAAAAUAUUCAUGCUAUGGGCUAAAAAAAAAUUCAUACAAGGAAUUUCAUAACGAAAAAAAAUUCCUGCGGCUCGAAAAUUCCCCUCCCCCCCCAUAACUUUUCUAAUGGUCCGUCCCUUAUGUACUGUAUAAUUCACUGAUAAAAGUUUUGUUGAUUUUCAGAACAAGUGAACACAACUGUAAACAGGAAAUGGCUUGUUGUAAUGAAGUGGUCCCCUGCAGCGUCGUUAUGGUUGUUAUACGUCAAAGUAAUGUGAAUGGGCAAGAGAGAAUGAGCUUAUAGCAACAGAUACACGUGAUUCAAAAUGGCUCUUUUAUCUCUUUCAAUCCCAAGAUAGACUACCGAACGUAAAUAUUAAAGAAAAAUCUCAAUUUUAAAUUUCCAAAAAUAUACUGAAACGGUCCUACAGUUUUUGUUGAGACCUCUUUGACGGAGCACAAUCCUUUGUUUCUGUUCACAAAUUAUGACGGACGAGGUUUUUAUUGGUCAACAGGAUCACAAUGGUAGUAAUUCUAUUGAACCUUGUGCGCCGUCAGGUCCGCAAAAACAUGUAACAAAGGAAUCUGAUGGACCUCAUAACCAUUCAACUCUAUUAACUACAGUUCGUCCCGUGAGUCGCUGGCCUAGGUAACGUAACCUAGAUGCUUCAAUUAACUAUAAUUUUAAUUUGUAGUAAAGGUACACCUAGACUCCAUAAUAGAGUUGUUUUACUUAACCGCGCGUGAAAUAGAUAGUAGAUUAAUACCAAUAAGACUAAUAAUCUGUCUACUUGUAAUUGGCCCAGAUUCUUACAUACUGUUUCGUGCAUUAAGUAAAAUCACUCUACCCUUGAAUUUUUUAAUGAUCUAUACCACAAGAAACGAAAAAAGAUCAGCAAUAAAUAAAAGAGUCAUUCUUUAAUAUAUUUUUAAAGCAAUUAUCUCGUUAAGAAAGUGUUCCCAAUACUGGUGUACACAACUCUGCGUUCGUGCUUUAGUUCCGGAUUUGCAUACUUUUCAUUCGCAGAUUCAAGUUCAAAUCAUAGUCCUUUUUGCGUCAGGUCUUGUGUGGCUAUUGUGUGUGACAAUCUACUUACCUCUCUGGUAGAAGAACUUCGUUUUUUUAUGGAUUUUAUCCUUUGUCUGGUGUAUUCCAGUUCAGUUUUACUUUUAUUAAUAUUGUUAUACCUGUAUUUAGUUGUAAUUUGGAUGAUCCUAGGAAUGAAAGUUAAAAGAGCAAUUUCAAGGGUCUCUAUGGUUUAUUAUAUUUUAUUCUGUCUAUUUGAUUGCGUUAGGACGAAACCUUUACUUUCCAGAUUCUUUAAUCCCAGUUCUAUUAAUAUUAGGAUGAACUACAUCAUGGUAGUGAAAAUUCGUGUUUAUCUAGACCCCUACGAAGUAACUGUACUAUGUACUUAAUCUAACAGUUACCACAGCAAAGCCGGAUCGCUUCAGUUCUUUUUUCUUACUCGUUGAAUGAAAAAAAAUGAUUUUACUUAGUUUAUCAUAUUUAAUAGCAAGUAUUUAAAUGAUGUGAAUCCUAGAGUUAUGGUUUGAAUGAUUGAUAUAUAUAUCUAGUUAAUAUUUCUUUGAUCUGGACGAGUGAAAUGGAGCUGAAUUGUAGAACGUGAAAAAAAUAAAGUUGUAAAAAACCCAGAUGCAUUGCUGUGUUACAAUUCAAACUUUUAAAUUUGUUAUUGGGGACUUGGUCGAGCUGUUCUUGUUUGUUGAUUGUUUUAAAUUACAAGCUCAGUCUAAACUUGACUGAAUAUGGUAAAGUAGAAUUCUUGUUUACAAAAUCAUUCAGAUGAUUUCCGAAUAUCGCAAACAACACUCUACAACAAAUUAAGAUAAAGAAAAACGGGAACGAACUUUACAACUUCAAAAAUACAACACCAAACAUUUUCUUAUUAACAAAAUAAUAAAGCACAAAGAGAUGGCACAUUUUAAGAGUGAUCUGGCUAAAUCAGAGAGUUUAAGUUCUAGAGAAACAAAAUGCUACAGGAUCAAAAAAUAUAUAUCAUUCCUGAAAAGUGUAAUAGACAAUAAUAGACCUCUUUAGCUUGUAUGUUUUGUUUUCCCAAUAGAGGUCCCAGGGGAAAUUCACUUUUUGUUCUUCAUGCCUAGAUAUGCACGAAAAUAGACGAAAUUUGAAAGAAACCAUUCUCUAGAGUAUUAUCCCAUGACCUGUAUUAGGAACAUACAAGCUAAAGAGGUCUAUUAGCCUAGAUACCUUAACUUAGCCUGCGAACGCCAGACGUUUCUCCUCGCUCAUCGCUGCUGAGGCACUUUUCGCGAGGAGGAACGUCUGCGACUCAGCUACAGAAAUUCCAUACUGAUGAAGUAAUUCAAUGUUUACAUAAUAAAUCUGGUAGUCAUGGGGUUCCAAAAGCAAAUUUGUUCAAUUUUACGAUUUUCCUGGUCGAUUUUGUGUUGUGUAUAUUCCACAGGUAUUGCCUGUUUCGUUAUAGAUUCAUCGCGUUUAUUUUGCCUUCUGUCUUGUGUCUGUCAUUCGUAAACAAUGGCUAGACCAAUGUAGCUACUCCAACGUCCAAUCAGCGCUUACGACCGGAUUCCGGACAGAUUUUACGUCAUCAGUAUGGAAUUUCUGUCGCUGAGUCGCAGACGUUUCUCCUCGCGAAACGUCCCUCGUCGGCGAUGAGCGAGGAGAAACGUCUGCCGUUUGCAGGCUAACCUUAACUUGCUCACUGAUUCAUCGUGUGUCGACUCCAGAACCUUGGGUCUUUUUUUGGGGGGGGGGAGGGCGCUUAAUCCUUAGUCAUGCGCGAUACAGAAUAGCUGUGUCUAGCUGUGUCCGGCCAUGGUCUGCUCAUGCGCAGUAGAGAAAAAAAGUUCUUUUGCUACUGCUGCAUUCAAUGCUGUCCCCAUCAACGCAGUGAAGUCCCUGAGUUGCAGAGAGGACCCUGGGAACGAGGUUGCCUGUGUUGGUGGCAAACUGCACACAACUUCUGCAACUGCCGGAAAUAAAACUUAUCCGCCAGUGGCUCAUAUUUGGAAAUUGCUCUUACGGCAAAGAAAAAAUAAACCUUGUGCGAGACAAGCCGAGCGUGAGUUUGUAUACGUCAUAUUUCGACAAACGCUGAACAAAAGCAUGAAGUAUAGUAUCAUAAUAAUUAAUCAUAACUUCAGGAUAAUGUAUGUACACCUGGUACAUUGAAUUUAGACUGCAAAACAAUCGGUUAUGCCCCAAAUAUUAUCAUUUGCAUUUUGAAAAUUACUUGACAGAAUUUCUCUCCCGUUAAAAGCCCAUGGGAUUCUGAGUUGCAAUUUCCCUUUCUAUUACAAGCCCCUCCGAAUGAAAUCCCCCCAAAAAGGCUUUUAAAAGGUCUAGAUCCUGGGGCUUUAGAACUUUGUGGUAUGACAACUACUGACAGCACUUAAUUUCCCUCUCAAGUAUAUUGACUCUCAAGUAUUUUGGUUUUGUAAAAAUAGCAAUGAAUUGCCGACAGGUAAAAACGACGGCUAUUCGUGUAUGCUGAAACAAAUUAAAGAUAGUCAGCAAUUUAUGAAUAAAUAUUUAUAACAAAAAUAAAAUGAAUCUCAAAAUCUAAUUUGAGAUAGUUGAUCGUGAGUAAAAUAUUAUCGGCAUAGUGAAUCAAUUUCAAAAAAUGAACAAGAGAGAGAGACAGGAAAAUUCGUGCUUCCGCAUCGCAAAAUUUGUUUUCAAAACAAGAAAUUCCUAAAUUAAAUCAUUUUCGAGCAGGGUUUCUCCGCUUGUCACUUGUACCUCAAGAGUAGAGAAAUUAACGCGGAAUGAAACGCGUUGGACGCUUUCUACAAGUACAUGUACAGUUCGUGACAGUAUUCCGAAAAUUCCAUGUUUAAAAUGAAACGGUCCAUUUGAGUUAAAAAGAGUUCCAUCUCACAUAGCUUCUGGAGUUUUCAGUUCCACUUGAUCUUGCGGUUGGAAAGUACCGAGUUUCAGUUGAAUGAUCGCACAUUAAUUAACCAAAGGCUCUUCGAUUUUCUGGGAAGAUCGAAGGGCCCGGCUCUCACUGGUUCGAAGGAAUCUUGUUGCAAACUUAAACAGUUAAAUACCUUCGAAGUAUUGCAUUCUUUAUUUUACUACUAUAAUCUUAUAGUUUUCUUAUUUCGCUAUUCAUUAACAAUUCCAAGUGAACGAGGCAGAUCUUAGUUUUAAAUUCAAUCGCAACAGAAACAUACAAUUCAACAAAAAACUGUAAAAAGUUGUCCAUUGAAAACUGAUCUCUUUCUUUCAUUAUAUAAAAUUAAUUUGUCUUUCGAUGGUUGGCUGCAUUGAUAAAACAGGUGAAUUGAACAAUUUGUCAAAAAGAGAGAUCCGUUCGCGGCAUUUCAGUCCAUUUCAAAAUGAAUUAGAUAUUAGUGUCUUAGCGGUUGUGCCAACAUUUUGCUGAAAUUUCUAUGAAAUUUCACUCUCGAUCCAGCACUUUCUAAUACCGAUAUAUAAAUUGCCUUCAGCCGUUUUGUCUUAAAUUCCGGCUACAAAAGAAGUGACCAACAAUUGAUCGCAUAAUUGUCGCGUAAUUUUUAGGGCGAACGCACGUAAAUUUUGCGCAAGUAAAUAAUUAAAAAUAAGACGCAAUACAUGAAAGGUCGAAGGUAAGCGUGAAAAUUGAACGUCGCUCAACUUCUCGUUUAAGCUCAGCAAUUUUUAUCUUUCCCCUGCUUUAUUUACGUGAUUAAGAUUUGCAUGCGUAAUUAAAGUGGUAGCCAAAAACGCCUCAGUGGAAAUCAACCUUCAACCUGUCGCGGCCUUGUGCUGUUUACCAAAAUAUCAAAAUAUAUUAUCAUGCAGAGCAUUUAUUUUGGGCUUGCUAGAUUUUAAAACUAAAAAAUUAUAAUUUAUUUCUUUUAUUCUAACAGAGAGAAAUAAAUCCGAUUAAUUUGUAUGUUACAAACCCCCUCGGAAGAAUAUUUUACGUUCUCUGAAGGACUCGAACCCAAGUGUAUAUCAGUAACUAGUUAGUAGUUUGGACAACUCAGCCAUUGAGCUAUAUGUAUUAUAAAGCCAGUGAGAGAGAUCAAACUAGUAAGGUCUCUUUGGAAGCGUCAUAUGAAUAUUCAAUCACAGUGAAGUCCUUUUUAGCAACAGAGACUUUUGUGAUUGAGUAUUUCAGGAAUAUUCUGGAAGUUAGAUACGUUGCACGCCAUUCUUAAAGGCUAACAAGGUCUUAUCUUACAAGCAACUUUUUUGACGUUCCUUAACUACGUUUCAAAUCAAAGAAAGCAGACAUUUUAUUUUAAUAUGAACGUAAAUAACAUUAAAUAGUAUGAAAGUAAAGAGAAUAUGCAAAUAAUGUGCUCAUGGUGUGCUGAAUAUGGUAUCAGCGACGUACCAUUAGCGACAAAAUGAUCACUUAGCAACCCUUAAAAAGAGGAAGACGUAUUUUUUCAAAUACUAGGAAUUUACCAGUGUUAGUUGUUUUUACCAACCAAGUGCCAUUUUACAAUUUAUCAAGUAGUUUAUUUUAAGUGUAGAUUGUUCUAGUCAUCAAUUCAAAACUUCGCUUUGUGUUCAUCAUUCCAAGGAGAACAAAAGCAAAAUUUGCAUAAAGUGGUUGUGUUUUUCAAAACAGUGCUGCAGCGAUCAAAGGCCUCUACGGUAGAUGGCAGGUUAAAGCUGCAACCAGCUACCACAGUAACGACGAAAAUUUCUAAUUGCAUCGCUGCGUUUCAUUCUUUCGUAUUGAACUGGCAUCGUAAGUGCGCUGGCUUCGACAGAAGACUUCAGUUAAACACUCUGAGUGGCAAGUUAUGAGAAAACAUGGAGAGAGCAGUCGACGUGGUGCAAGACCGCGCUCCAAUAUGGCUGCGAUCGAUGCCUUCCGAAGCUACAAAAGAUCAACGCAAGGAGUCGUUUAAGACACGCGGACCUACAAGAAAGCCAGAAGCCCUGUGGUCUAAGACCAAAGAACCAGAAAUCGUCCUCGAGACAGAAGCCUUCCAGAAGAAGAAGCAGAAGAAAAAAUUGGUAGAAGAUGACGAGCUUGAUUUCACUAAGGCUCGAGAGAAACUUCGAGAAAAGUUUGAAUAUUUGCUCACCAUUCCAGCUGAAAUAAAGGAAAAGUUUCGGUCAAUAUGUCUGCGAGAUACAGCUUCCAGAGUGGAAGUAUCAGAGGCCGAAGAAUCAAGAUCCGGUAAAGAAAUUGAUUUUGAUAGAGAGUAUGACAUCAUCGAGUUACAUGAGCACAUAUUGGUUAUUGGAGGAGCAUCAGGGGGACAGGGGAAUGAGCCGACUGAUAAAGUAGAAGCCUAUGACAUUAUGAGCGGAGAAUGGCGACAGAUCGAACCCUUACCGCUGGAAACUACGGCUUGUUAUGCCACGGCAAUUACAGGUAAAGUCAGCUAUACAACAAUAACCACAAUAUAUACACUAAGUCUGUUCGAUAAGCAUCACAAUAAAUUUGUGACAACUUCCGUUUGGUAGGCAAUAAUUCCUAACAUAAUAAAGGUUCUUGGAACAUCAUAACCGUAACAAAUUCUCUAAUCGCCAGCAACUGCCCUGUAGUAAGAAAUUUAGUUGAUCACAGCAUAUUACGUAAUUUUGAGUCUUUGAGAAAUGGAACGCUAUUAACAGACCCGAAAGUUAUAUAGUAUUAGAGCAACAUAAUCAGCGCGUGUAUCCUUUACAUCAAAUUGUUAAAAUAUACUGAGCACGCAAACAUGACUGUCUUUGUUUCCGAAAGGAUUUUUCAUGACAAGCACUCAAAACAAUACAGAAAUAAUGUAGAAGCAAUGAUCCGAAGCACGCCAAUCUCUGUCACGUGCAGUUUUUCCGUUUAUGUUAAUAUUAAAAUACUGAAUUAGUUAACAGAAGGUCACAACUUCCCCUGAAAAAAAGGCUGUACACAAGCUAUCACAGACUCCCCCUCACCUCAAGAUUUUUCGGCAGCUUACACAAGAAAGACGAAACUACAGGGGCGUCAAAAAAUCAAUAGGUUGCGGAAUAAGCAAAAUCUGGCGUCAGCCCUUGCAAAACAAACAUCUCUUCACUUGCACUCACUGCAUGAUUACGACGUGAUAUUUCGUAAUUUCGCCAUUUAUGGUGGACGUUGGAAAACACAAGAUUCUGUUUCUUUCUCUGAACUUGGAUACGGACCUUACGAAUUCCAGUCUAGCAAAAUUCGCAUACUUGUUGGACGGAAUGGAAUCAUCUCGAUCAGGGCAGUUCGCAAUAAUGCGAAUUCACCUGUUGCGGGCGCGGUUCGAUUGAUCGUGAUCCGGAAUAAAAAUAAUCGGAAUUAACAAUACAAAUAAUUUUUUUUGGCAUUUAAAGAAAAAGCUGUUCGAAAUAAAACAUUCCGAGGUAUGUAGCGUUUUAUUGACCAAAAAUCAUUGUAGAAGAGAUUGGUAACAUAACUUCUGCGUAUUAUUAUUCCAGAAUACAGUACGAUCAAUCCAACGCACCUUUAGUGACGUUUUCGCUGACGUCGCUGGCUCGAGUCUAGCCUGUUCCAGGCUCCGAGAUGGUGGUGGAAAGUCGUUCAGUAAUAAGAAAUGCGAAAAACGCGCGGGCGCUGGGGAGAGACAGGGCCGCCCCCUUUCCCAAGUCGUGCGCGUCUUAUUUUCGCUUUGCUCGUUUUAAUACGUUCCCACUAUACUAUCUGAGAGCCUGGCACAGGCUAGCUCGGGUGGGCCUUACACUGAGGCAAAUGAAAUAACUGCACCUCACUGGGUGGCCGGCGUGGGCCUCCAGGUUGUGAUUUUUAUCCUCGACGCCUCUAAGACCUUUACUGAAUGGCCUACAUAUGGCUAGACCCUCACUAUGGUGGCUCAAUGACUGACAGUAAAAUGAUCGCCCUCCUUUAGGUACAAGAAUUAACUGAGCCUUUACAAACAACGGGGGAAAACUGCAAGUUUGUCUACUUAUGGCUUCAUUCAUAUUUGCGUUAUUUUCACUGUUCUAUUGCGUUUUUAUUAAUAAAAUAGUUGUGGUGGGAAAUUUUCCGCCAAAACACCUCCAGUUGCCUGUGGUCUAAUAGCUGUUAAUUGAGUUAUGUUACAUUGGUAUGCCUGCGGUGCGGACGGUCGGACAGGCAUACAGUCACGUGAUGAACAAAAUUUCUCAGAUUCGCCAUUUCCACAUUUCCCAUAAUGCACCUUAUAUGCCCCCCAAAAUUUUGCAUAAGCAUCGUUUUAAAUUUCUCUUGGGACGGCCAGGAGAAAUGAAAAACAAAGGUUAUGCAAAAUUUGCGGGGGCAAAUAAGGUGCAUUAUCGGAAAUGUGGAAGUGGCGUAAGGAUAGAUAACCAAGUUUUCUUAGGUAUGAGGCUCCACUCGAACGCUCGAAACGCGUGUGGAGCUCUGCUAAAACAGUAAUAUCCUCAUGGUAGACUUAAAGCUUUUAAGCUCCCUCCCGUCUUGUUGACACUGACCAGGCUUCAUUCUUACCAGAGCUGUGACUCUUUUUUUCAGGUAUUCCUGGGAUUGUUGUUGUAGGAGGUUUCGGCGACUGGAAAGCACUGAAUACAAUCCAGAUGUAUGACUGGGUGGGCAAGGAGUGGCAUGUACUCAAACACAUGAGAAAGAGACGCUGGGGGUGUUUCGCAACAGGAACAGAACACGGAAUUGUUGUGGCUGGCGGCUGUGAUCAAGGCAGUGUGUUAAAUAGCGUGGAGUUGUACAACAUGAAAAAGAAAGAAUGGUACACAUUGCCCUCAAUGUUGGAACAACGCUGCAACUUCGGUGGUGCUGUUAUUGGCCGCAAACUGCUGAUAGCCGGUGGUGGAGCUGGUUUUUAUUUCAACAGUGCCAAAAACACAGCGGAGAUUUUUGACGGAGAGCAAGGAAAAUGGACAAAGUUACCCCCUAUGAGGCGCAAGCGUUAUGGUUGCGCGGCAACAGCGUGGAAGAACAAACUUUUUGUGGUUGGAGGCUGUGACAGCAAUGGAGAUGACAUCUUAAAUGUGGAGGCGUUUGAUAUCGAAAGUCAUGUUUGGCUCGAUUUACCACCAUUACCCGUUGGGUAUUCGUUGUGCCGGGCGCAUAUUGUUCAGAAUAUGCUGGUAGUGUUCGGGGCUGAUGGAGGAGAAAAUGCUAAUAUCGUGUAUGCCUUGGAUUUUGAACUUAACAGUUGGAACAAGUUUAUGGAAAUACCGCAAGGACGUAACGCUUUUGCUAUAGCAGUGGUUGGUGUCUAGAAACCGAGAGCAAUUAGCCUGCGAGCAAGAUCUCCUUUUGGGGGAUAUCGUGAAAAGGACACGCGCGAGUGGCACGCGAAGAGCCUCACAGCUUCGCGGCUUCCUCGCACGUCCUCGAGUGGCUCGCUUCGCUCGCCCAAAUAGGAGAACUUGCUUGCAGGCUAGAGAGAAAUUUGGAAGGGACAAUUAACGAAGAAAAAGCAUUUUGUAUCAUAAAAUUAUACUAGAGAAUUUCCUUCCAUGCAUUUUCUAUUUAAAUGGUCAAUGCUUAGUUUAACUGAUAAAAUACCGGAAUUUCGAAUCUUGCGAGCGAAGUUAUUUUCAUUAGUGGCUGUAAUAACAACUGUGUUACAAAAAUAGCAAAUAUAAAAUAACUGACAUAACUGAUCCUAAGUUACUGGCCCCUUCUUCGCUCUGCAAGGUACGUUGUAAAUGUAGGAAACCUGUUCGAGAGCACAGGUAUCUACCAAAUACAGUUUGAUAUAAACGAUCAAACAGUGCUUUAACCGAGCGAACAAUUUGUCUGCAAGUCCGUAAUGGAGUUUAUUUCAGUCAGUGACUGUCUUUAAUCAUGUCAACUACGCGACUGACAAGCGACGCGAACGACUUCGUAAACGCUAAAAGCCAUGCAGGAUGGUAUUUUAUACAACUGUAUUUUGCUGCCCAUAGUGAAGUAUUGGGCAAGGCGAGUUGACCGUAAGUGUUAUCUAAAAUGUGUUUUUUAUAUUUUUUCACAGAAUAGUAAUAAAUGUUAGACGAUUGUUUACAGUCACUCUACGAAAUGAAAAGAUUUGAAGUCGACAAGCCGAAACAAUGCAUGCCUACGGCAAACAUAUACAGAAAGAUGUCGAAUAUUUAUUUGGAUUGCAUUAAACACAAGAUCGACGUUAUUAUUAUAAUUCUUCGUAAAGGACAGUUAAUGUAGACAAUUUUGUGGAAAAUUUUCAAUUAAAGAAUUUCAUAGGCUGCUUUUCAUAAAAUUUUAAUAGUACGAUUGGCCAUUUCCAAGUUUUGCCCUAAGCCUCUGUUUCAAAGCGAGGCUAAGAGCCAAGCCAUUGACAUGAAAAUGAUUUUAAUCAUAACUCAUACAAAUAACACUCAUUUUCACUAGAAACGUUUUGCACGUAGCCUAGUUUGAAAAGCCGAGAGAUUUUGAGACUUGGAAAUGGCCUGUUGACUUGAUCGGCGUUUUUGCUAGCCUAGCAGGAGGACUUGGCCUGCAAACGCAAGCGUAUUUCUGGUUUCGAGUGGAGACAAGCUAUGUCUGCGUUCGCAUGCUAAGGAAAGAAGGUUUUUAAAUUUUAUUUUGUUUACACUAAACUAGCCGCAUUUCAUACUAGCAGCUGGGAACGCUAAAAACACUCAUGGGGCAUUUUCUUUUUAUUUGCACAUAGCUGAAUAAAAUAAAUCCUCGUGCACAAACACUGAAAAUAGCUGGGACAUGUAAAAUGAAAGGUAAAAAAGACGGUAAAAUUAUUUUUAUUAAUUUUAACCAAGUUCAAGUUUGUACUGCAGUUUUAGUUAGCCUGGAGUUCAUGUUAAUCCUUAAUUACAUGUUAACUGAGUUCAAGAUAACGGAACUCUCUAUCAUAUCUAUUGCAAAUCAAAUAAACGCACAUCAGAUUGAAGCAAUAAGAGUGGCGCCGCCUUC
This is a messenger RNA of Porites evermanni, 24276 nucleotides long. Lineage: Eukaryota; Metazoa; Cnidaria; Anthozoa; Scleractinia; Poritidae. The record is from the annotation of a GenBank genome assembly.